CCCUAAUUCCCAAAUCGGCCAAAUCCUAACCAGAGGACCGAGGACGUGCGCGGUGUGGCGGCGAGGACGUGCGGCAGUGCGGCGGCGGCGACUUCCGGCUGCGUCGGCGGAAGGCGGCGCCAAGGCGGGUAGGAGCCUAGGCGGCGCGUCGGGCGGCGGCGACUGCAGUCUAGUCUGCAGCGUGCUCGUCGGCGGCUGCGGCGGAGGCUUCCGGCUGCGGCGUGCGCGGCUGCGUCGGCGGCAGGAGGCGCCGAGGCGUGCAGGCGGCGCGUCGACGGCUGCGGCCGUGCGGCGUUGGGGCUCGGCCAGGCGUGCAGGCCGCCAGUCCGCCAGGCCACCACACAGAGCGAGGCUGUUUGCCGCUGCAGCGCCGGCGGCUCACUAAACCCCAGAACCCCCUUCUCUCGCCGCCGCGCCGCCGCCCCAAUGGCGGUGGACAAAUCCGGCGGCGGCGGAGGCGGAGGCGGCGCCUCUUCCUCCUCGUCGGGCGUCGCCGCCUCCACCAUGGACCGCUUCCACAAGAUCGUCCUCAGCUGGGACUACGUCCGCCUCGUCGCGGACUCCAAGGGCGGGCAGCAGCAGGCGAAGGGGCUGGGGCGCGUGAAGAACACGUACGCCUCGGUGGCCGAGUACCUCGCUGUGUUCGAGCCACUGCUGUUCGAGGAGGUGAAGGCGCAGAUCGUCCAGGGGCGCAGCGACGAGGAGGAAGAGGCUGGGCAGGACUGGCAGAAGGGGAUUGUGGCGUCGUGCACCGAGUCGGAGGGGUUCCACAAGGUGUCCAUGGCCGUGCUUGAUGAUUUCCGGGAGAUGGUGUCGGAGAACGAUCUCCUGCUGCUGUCCAAAGAGAAAUUUGAAGAGGGAGUGACCCCCAGUGCAUAUGCCUUUGCCUUAGUGGAACAGCGGGGUGGCAGAGAAACGAUUUCUCUAAGGACAUUUGUGGCAGGUGAAAUAAAAAAUCUUAAUGUAGCAAAGCCUGUGAGCUGUUCUAGGCUGCAGCGUAUUGCUUCCAUUUUUUCAACUACAGAGAGCUUCCUCUGGAUUUUAAAGAUUUGCAGCUUGUCUACCAUAAUGCGAGAAUUCUCGGGCAUGCACUCUGUAGCAUCACUUCCUUUUAAGGAUCUGAUUCUUUCAGCUAGUGAGAAGAACAGUGGUGGGAAUGAUCAAAACCGUGCUUGGAAUGUCCCUGAGCCACUUAUGGAUUAUCUUAAAACAAACCUUAAUGAUUCACAACUAGAUGCAGUCAACGCAGGUCUUUCUCGCAGAUCCUUUGUUCUUAUCCAGGGGCCCCCAGGAACAGGAAAAACACAAACUAUCCUUGGACUCCUCAGUGCUGUUCUCCAUUCUGCUCCUGCAAGAAUGCAAACCAAAGGUGGUUUUGAUGUUAAAAAACACGGUCCAGAGCUUGAUAUUGAGGGCAAGCAUGCACACUGGAUGAAGGCCUCCCCGUGGCUGAUUGGUGUAAAUCCUCGAGAUUUAAUUAUGCCUGUUGACGGCGAUGAUGGUUUUUAUCCUACUGGGAAUGAGCUAAAACCUGAGGUCGUAAGUUCCAAUCGCAAGUAUCGGGCCCAUGUCUUGGUCUGUGCUCCAUCCAACUCAGCACUUGAUGAGAUUGUGCUGCGAGUUCUGCAAACAGGAAUACGCGAUGAAAAUAACAACACCUAUAAUCCUAAGAUUGUGCGAAUUGGACUGAAGGCGCAUCACUCUGUUAAAGCAGUUUCCAUGGAUUACCUUAUACAACAAAAACUUUCUGGUGUGGAUCGCUCAUCAGAUGGUGGGAGACGAGGGGCUGGUGAAUAUGAUCGAAUUAGAUCUUCCAUUCUUGAUGAAGCAGCCAUCGUGUUUUCUACGCUAAGUUUUAGUGGAUCAUCCAUUUUCAGCAGGAUGGCUCGUGCUUUUGAUGUUGUUAUAAUUGAUGAAGCUGCACAAGCUGUAGAACCAGCAACUCUUAUACCCUUGAUCCAUGGGUGCAAACAAGUUUUUCUUGUUGGUGACCCAGUUCAGUUGCCUGCAACUGUAAUUUCAUCUACUGCUCAGAAGUUAGGGUACGGUACUAGUUUAUUCAAGAGAUUUCAGGCUGCAGGUUUUCCUGUGCAAAUGCUCAAAAUUCAGUAUCGCAUGCACCCAGAGAUUAGUAUAUUCCCCUCAAAAGAAUUCUACGAAGGUGUCCUAGAAGACGGGGAGGGACUCAGCAAGAAACGUCCAUGGCAUUCCUACAGCUGUUUCGGCCCAUUCUGCUUCUUUGAUGUGGAUGGGACUGAGUCCCAACCAUCUGGAAGUGGUUCAUGGGUGAAUGAGGAUGAAGUGGAAUUCAUAACCCUCUUAUAUCAUCAAAUGGCUAUGCGCUAUCCAGAACUCAAAUCUAGUUCCCAGGUAGCUGUCAUAUCACCAUACAGGCAUCAGGUGAAGCUCUUGAAGGACCAUUUUCGGUCGACCUUCGGUGAUCAGUCUAAGGAAGUGAUAGACGUAAAUACAGUUGAUGGAUUCCAGGGGCGUGAAAAGGAAGUAGUCAUUUUCUCAUGUGUUCGGUGCAAUAAGGAACAAAAGAUUGGGUUCGUUUCUGAUUUUCGACGAAUGAAUGUCGCCAUCACAAGAGCUAGGUCUGCUGUACUAGUUGUAGGUUCUGCUUCAACAUUGAAGGAAGAUAAACACUGGAACAACCUUGUUGAGAGUGCAAAAGAGCGGGGUCGCUAUUUCCAGGUUCCGAAGCCAUUCACCGCAUUCUUUGUGGAUGAUAAGCUGAAAACCAUGAAAGUGGAGAGAGCUCCUCCGGAGCUGAGGACUGUGCAAGCAUUGGAAGCAAUAAACGAAGCAGUUGUAGGGCAAGAACUCAUGGAUGUCGACGAUGCUGGCGACCAAGAGGAUGAAGGGUAUGAUGAUGAUCCCGUGGAGGCUGAUGAUGGUGGCGGCGAUGACUAACCAUUCACUACCACAUAGAGGUAUGUAGAAGAGCAACAUUUGUUUAGGUGGACUUGGAUGCUGGACCCCAGCCACAGCCAGGGCCUUUAGUUGAGCCUUCGAAUUACAAAUUCAGUGCCGUGAUUCUUUGCUAUUUCGGGUGCGAGAGGUGGCUGAAUGCCUGAGUUCAUAGUUGCAGGCAUAGCUACAUCUUAUGUUUUAAGUUAUGUAUGUAUACAAAGCCCCUUGCACCAAAAGAGCUGAAAACUGCUCAACUGGCUUUAAUUUGUCUGCGGCUAUAAUUUUGCACGGCAGUUGUGCAUAUUGUUCCAAAAAAAGAAGGUUGCUCUAGGCUGUGGCAGUCUGAUGGCAUUUUCUUUGGUGUUCGUAGGUAAGUGUGUAACCAGUGAUUUAUCUCAUCUUUCUUUUACAUGGGGUACUUGCAGUUGUCGAAGAAAACCAUUGUUUGCUUUUCUAUAUGAAAGCCAAGUGCAUUAACCGCA
Molecule: messenger RNA, 3398 nt
Organism: Oryza sativa Japonica Group (Japanese rice)
Lineage: Eukaryota; Viridiplantae; Streptophyta; Magnoliopsida; Poales; Poaceae
Product: probable helicase MAGATAMA 3
Molecular function (GO): helicase activity
Source: RefSeq, a predicted model, not a curated record